This is a messenger RNA of Papaver somniferum (opium poppy), 608 nucleotides long. RefSeq names its product BTB/POZ and TAZ domain-containing protein 1-like. Bases 177 to 608 code for a protein of 143 amino acids. The record is from RefSeq and is a predicted model, not a curated record. NCBI's taxonomy places the organism in Eukaryota, Viridiplantae, Streptophyta, Magnoliopsida, Ranunculales, Papaveraceae. Gene Ontology annotation, molecular function: protein binding. The transcript has 2 exons. Gene Ontology annotation, cellular component: nucleus.
CUCUCUUAUUCAAACAGCAACAAGGAAAGAAAAAAGAACCUCUAAUUUCCUCUUCUCUUCUUCACAUCAUUUGUUUCAUUAAAUGGAACCAGCCAUGAAAAAGCAAACUAAAACAAUCUCUAUGUCAACAUUAAUUGGAUUUGAUCAGAUCUCAACAAAAUCCGAUAAAAUCUCAUAUGGAUGUGAAAAUUCUCACUUUUAAUGGACUUAGAAUCUUUGCUAACUCCAUUCUAUUGGGUUCAAGUUCUAAAGUAUUGGAGAAAAUCUUAGAUCAGCCAAGCAAACACCAGAAUUCAGUGAGAGUAAUUCCAAUUCUUGGAGUUCCAUGUGAUGCUGUAAUUGCUUUCGUUCAAUUUCUUUAUUCGUCGAGAUGCACAGAAGAAGAAAUUGAUAAUUUCGGAAUACAUUUGCUAGCUCUAUCGCAUGUUUUCGAUGUGCAAAAACUGAAACAGAUAUGUACAAAAGGAUUAUCAACAAGAUUAAUGGUGGAAAAUGUUGUUGAUAUUCUUCAACUUGCUAGGUUAUGUGAUGCACCUGAUCUUUAUUUGAAGUGUACGAGAUUUUUAUCAAAGGUCUUAGCUUAUGCUUAUGCUUAUGCUUGGUCUUAG